AUGGCUUCCACCGCUCUCCCACAAACCAUGAAGUCCCUCCUCCAAGCCUCGCGCAAGGGCACCGAAGUCAUCUCCAUCACCUCGCCCAUCCCAACCCCCACCCACCCCGACGAUGUCCUCAUCCGCGUGCACACCGCCGCCCCCUGCGCCGGCGAGCUCCUCUGGGCCGUCAACUUCCCCGACAGCGUCCCCGCCGACAAGGAAAUGGUCCCCUGCCAGGACCUCGCGGGCACCGUCGUCAAGGCCCCCGCGGGCUCCAAGUUCGCUGAGGGCGACCGCGUCUACUGCCGCAUUGAAGCCAACCGCGCCGGUGCCGCGCGCGAGUAUGCGCUUGCUCGCACCACCGAACUCGCCAAGAUCCCCGCGUCGCUGGGCUGGAUCGAGGCUGCUGCUACGCCGCUGAGUGCGUUGACGGCGUAUCAGGCUGUGUUUGACCAGGGCGGUCUUGACCCUGCGGCUCUGCACGGCGAUGAGGCUGCGCGGGCUAAGAACGGUGCUAAGCGCGUGCUGGUUACCGGUGCUGGCGGUGGUGUCGGCAGCUGGGUGGUGCAGCUCUCGUCGCUGGCGGGUGCUAAGGCCGUGGUGGCUGUGUGCGGCGGGAAGGAGAAGAUUGAGUCCGUCACCAAGCUGGGCGCUACUGAGGUUGUGGACUACACCAAGACGAGCAUCGAGGCGUGGGCGGCGGAGGACCCUGCUGCGCGCGAGGUCGACUUGGUCAUUGAGAUGGUCGGUGGGAAGACGCUCUCGGGGUGCUGGCACGCGGUCAAGAACGGUGGUGACAUUAUCGCCAUCAACACCCCGCCUGAGUAUGGCAAGCCCGAGGGGCUGAAGAAGGAGCUGGGCAAGGGGCUGUUCUUUAUUGUUAAGCCGCUCGGCAGCAACUUGGAGGAGAUUGGGCAGCUGAUUGAUGCCGGCAAGGUCCGUCCUGUGGUGGACAGUGUGUGGACGUUUGAUGAGUUUGAGAAGGCGUUUGCCAGGCUCGACUCGGGGCACGCCAAGGGCAAGGUCAUUAUCAAGAUUAGCGAGGAGGCGGACAAAUAA
This is a messenger RNA of Dichotomopilus funicola, 1041 nucleotides long. RefSeq names its product Reticulon-4-interacting protein 1, mitochondrial. Gene Ontology annotation, molecular function: oxidoreductase activity. The record is from RefSeq and is a predicted model, not a curated record. Lineage: Eukaryota; Fungi; Ascomycota; Sordariomycetes; Sordariales; Chaetomiaceae. The coding region runs from base 1 to 1041 and encodes 346 amino acids. The transcript has a single exon. Gene Ontology annotation, cellular component: mitochondrion.